Molecule: messenger RNA, 2111 nt
Organism: Medicago truncatula (barrel medic)
Lineage: Eukaryota; Viridiplantae; Streptophyta; Magnoliopsida; Fabales; Fabaceae
Exons: 12
Coding region: 68-1528 (486 amino acids)
Cellular component (GO): plastid
Source: RefSeq, a predicted model, not a curated record
AAGUUGAGUUGGUUGUACUUGUUAUUAAAAACUUGUCGCUCAACUACCGUUUUCCAGUUCUUGGACAAUGGCAACUCACAAACUCGCUUUGAUCAUCCAAAAUCCUUCAAACCAAAACGAGUUUCUCCUCAUUAAGCAAUCACGUCCUCCCAAAUUCAACGACGAAGAAUACGAUUCUUUCCUCGAUUCUGAUCUCUGGGACUUACCUUCAGUGCAGUUGAAUCCACUGCAACCACAAUCGGACCCACCGGUCGAGGUACAAAUUUCGGUAUCACAUUCCGAUGAGUUCAAUUUCAGUGAAUUCGAUAUCCAUUCCGCUCUAAAAGAGGUUUUUGGAGAGUUAGGGUUUGGGAUUGUUGAAAGAGGAGAGUGGAAGUUUCAUAAGUAUGUAAAGGAACCUGCGUUUGGACCUGGUUUACCUGUUAACACUGUUUUCAUUGCUGGGAAGCUUGUAGAUGAUGAGAUCAAGGACUUUUCAGAUUCGUAUAAAUGGAUGUCCAUUCAAAGCUGUCUUAACUGGCUUCUGGAAGUGAUUCCACAUGGUGAUCGUGUUGGACCAUUGGUAGUUGUCGGUCUUGUAAAUGACUCGUCUGUCUCUGCAAACUGGGAAGCCCCUCCAGCCAUCAACUACCAGGAGUAUCCGACUGGUGUUAUACUCAUUCCUAUGGGAAGUAGGACAGCGAAGCCUUUUCACACAACAAAUUUGGUGGUGUUUGCACCUGAGAAUGUUCCAAAUGCUUCCAAGGACAAUCAACUUAUUGUUUAUGGAGAUGCACUGAUAGUUGAUCCAGGAUGUCUGUCAAAAUUCCAUGGAGAGCUAAAGAAUAUUGUUACUGCUUUGCCAAGAAGACUAGUGGUCUUUGUCACCCAUCAUCACCGUGACCAUGUUGAUGGUCUCUCAGUUAUACAGAAGUGCAAUCCUGAUGCUAUUUUGUUAGCGCAUGAGAAUACCAUGAGACGCAUAAGUAGAGAUGAUUGGUCACUCGGCUAUACCUCGGUUACUGGAGAUGAAGACAUUUACAUUGGUGGUCAGAAAUUGAAAGUUAUUUUUGCACCGGGACAUACAGAUGGCCAUAUGGCAUUGCUUCAUGUGAAUACACAUUCCUUGAUUGUAGGUGAUCAUUGUGUCGGUCAGGGAAGUGCUCUUUUGGACAUAAAUUCUGGUGGAAAUAUGUCUGAAUACUUUGAAACCACAUACAAAUUUCUGGAGCUUUCACCACAUGCUUUGAUACCUAUGCAUGGGAGAGUUAAUGUCUGGCCAAAGCAGAUGUUGUGUGAAUAUCUAAAGAAUCGUAGGAGUAGAGAAGCUGCUAUCUUAAAAGCUAUUGAAGGUGGAGCAAAAACAUUGUUUGAAAUUGUUGCCUAUGUAUAUUCUAAUGUUGACCGACGUGCCUGGAUUCCUGCAUCAUCAAAUGUGAGGCUCCAUGUGGAUCAUUUGGCCGAGCAACAUAAAUUACCAAAGGAUUUUUGUCUAGAAACUUUCAGUUCCAGUUUGGUUGCAUUUGCUGACAACUUGGGUAAAUUAUAGAUGUGUACAGCAGCACUGGGUGGCUCACUGACUACCCUCAUCCAUUAAAAUUUACCUGAUAAAAUUUGCAGCUCUAUCCUCAAAGUCAGUUGUAUGUGCUGAAAUGGCCCUGUAUAACAGGAACUGCAUUCAAUAUUUUUUGUAAAAUAUAUAUAGCCUGUUGAGAGGAAUUGCUUGUGAGAUUGGAUGUUAAAUCGUCGAAACUGACUGAACAUGCUGCAUCUACCCUAGGAAUUUUCAAUCCGGAAUUUCAAAAAUACAUGUGGACUACAUUUUCUGUCGCGAUGGAUAUGGGGUUACACCAGUUGCAGCAUACAUCCAAGGAAAUCUUCAUUUCUUAUUGCUGGUGUUCUGGUUGGCAUUGCUGUUUUGGUGCAUUGUUCUGCCAAAACCAAAUUCAGGAAAUAGACAUUGCCUAUCUUAGUUAUAGUUUAAAUUGAACUUCUAUGUAAAGAUGAUAUGAUGUUUUGUUCUUAGAAACUUCAGAUGCGAUUGAACUGUUUCUAGCGAGUUUGUUAUUACUAUACUGGAAAGUUAUUUUAAUAUGAUUAUUGGUGCAAUUUGAAUGAAUAAUGGUUGGUCU